Messenger RNA from Fraxinus pennsylvanica, 1566 nucleotides. The record is from the annotation of a GenBank genome assembly. Lineage: Eukaryota; Viridiplantae; Streptophyta; Magnoliopsida; Lamiales; Oleaceae.
AUGAAAGUGAACCAGAAUAAUUCGGAGAAAAAUUUCUGGGAUCAGAUUAGAAUCCCAUCCGGGGCACCCAUUUCCAUGUCGGGCUCGCAGGGUAAAUCCUUGCCCAAGCUUAUGGUGUGGCUGAUAUGGUUCGUUUCAGCCACUUAUGUAGUGUACACAUUAAAGCUCCUUUCCUCUUCUCCGAGUUGCGAUGAAGAUAUUUUCCUCUCUCGCAGCAAUAGCAUUGCCCUUCAGAAGAACGACACGGCUGCGAUAAUAUCAUCGAUGAUAUCCCCUCCCCAAUUGGGCGAAGAAAACGAUGAGAAAACGGGUUUGAAACACAUAGUUUUUGGCAUUGCAGCAUCGGCCAAGCUGUGGCAAAAGCGAAAGGAGUACAUAAAGUUAUGGUGGAAGCCUGAAAGGAAAAUGAGGGGUAUUGUUUGGCUCGAUAGCCAUGUAAGAACUUAUAGAAAUGAAUCAGGGAGCCUCCCACAAUUGAGAAUAUCAGGGAACACAUCGAGAUUCUCUUACAAGAACAAGCAGGGACACCGGUCAGCGAUUCGGAUUUCUCGGAUAGUAUCGGAGACUCUAAGGUUGGGGAUGGAGAAUGUAAGAUGGUUUGUAAUGGGAGAUGAUGAUACAGUGUUUGCAACAGAUAAUUUGGUGAGGAUUUUGAACAAAUAUGAUCACAAUCAGUAUUAUUACAUUGGGAGUUCGAGUGAAAGUCAUUUGCAGAAUAUUUAUUUUUCUUAUAGAAUGGCUUAUGGUGGUGGGGGUUUUGCUAUAAGCUACCCUUUGGCUAAAGCCCUUGAGAAAAUGCAAGAUAGGUGCAUUCAGAGGUACCCUGGAUUAUAUGGUUCUGACGAUAGAAUGCAGGCUUGUAUGGCUGAACUCGGUGUCCCACUCACUAAAGAACUCGGUUUUCACCAGUACGACGUGUAUGGAAACCUGUUUGGUCUUUUAGCAGCACACCCUGUCACACCAUUAGUGUCUUUGCACCACCUUGAUGUGGUGGAGCCGAUCUUUCCCAAUGUUACUCGAGUGCAAGCUCUACAGCGUUUGAAAAUUCCUAUGAGUCUUGAUUCAGCCGGUUUGAUGCAACAAUCCAUUUGCUAUGACGAAUCAAAUGGUUGGACAGUUUCCGUUUCUUGGGGGUUUGCUGUUCAAAUAUUUCGUGGGGUGCAUAGCGGGGCCCUCUACCUCUACGGAUCAAGAACUUUCUUGAAUUGGUACAGAAGAGCAGAUUACACGGCAUAUGCAUUCAACACAAGGCCAGUUAUGAGAAACCCGUGUCAAAAGCCAUUCGUGUUUUACAUGUCGAAAGCAAGAAUGAAUUAUCGUACAAAUAUAACGGUGAGCGAAUACACUCGCCAUAUAGUUCCUCAUCCAAAAUGCAGAUGGAAGAUGGCUAACCCGGCUGAAGUUGAUAAAGUGGAGGUUCUCAAGAAACCCGACCCAUUGCUCUGGAAUAGGUCUCCGAGGAGAAAUUGUUGCCGAGUCUUGGAAUCAAAGAGAAAAGGCAUGGUUAUUGAUGUGGGCGUAUGUAGGGAAGGUGAAAUCAGCAAAGUAUUAACAACGAAGACCUAA